Microsporum canis CBS 113480 is the source of this 612-nucleotide messenger RNA. RefSeq lists its product as hypothetical. Gene Ontology annotation, biological process: GPI anchor biosynthetic process. Gene Ontology annotation, cellular component: glycosylphosphatidylinositol-N-acetylglucosaminyltransferase (GPI-GnT) complex. The record is from RefSeq and is a predicted model, not a curated record. Lineage: Eukaryota; Fungi; Ascomycota; Eurotiomycetes; Onygenales; Arthrodermataceae. Bases 1 to 612 code for a protein of 203 amino acids. The transcript has 3 exons.
AUGCCUCAUCACCUGAGUACAUAUAGUCCUUCAUCGACCACAGUCCAGUUCACCGUCUCCGAUGCCUCCCCGAGGUCGACAAUUGCCUCAAAACUUGUCUUUUACGUUGGAAUCAUCGUCAGAGCACUAAUAUUUGCGUUCGUUGUGCUGAUCGAUGUUGCUACCAGCCGCCAUCACAUACCAGACAGCUGGACAGCAGUUCCUUGGGAAACGAUAUGGUCGAGUAAUAUAGGCGUAAUUGCAUGCAACAUUGCAGAUACCUAUAUAUGGCAGGUCAUCGCCGCAUGCAGUGCGGUAUUGUUGUACCUUGUCGUUAGAAAGGGCUACACCGAGGAGUCGCUUCUUGUUAUUCGUGGAUUGGGGGUGCAGACAUCUACCUCUUCUGCUACCUACUUCCCCAGUGCGACAACUAGAUUUAUACCCACAACUCAAAUCCAGGAUAUCGUCAUUCACGAAGCAUUUAGAGGGUUUGAAGUGAGAUAUUACCUGGCUAUCAUUGUGGAUGGAGAGUCUGAUGUUCUCGUUGUCUUCCCCAACCUGUUACCAAGGCGCAUGAUUGUUGAGGAAGUCUGGAAAGGUGCUCGAAAAUGCCUCUAUGAAUCUGCUUCGUGA